CAGAGAACAACAUAAUCAGUAACACAUACACACUUUAAAGAAAAGAAAACAUACAAAACAGACUUAAAAUAAGAAACUACAGGCCGCGCACGACUGUGACUAGUACCUACUAAAUUGCAAGUUUUAUUUUUUCCAGAGGUUCAUAUAGUUAGUUCAGUGCAUAUUUGUUGUCACUCGGAACAGUUUCAGGGCUCAGUGCGGCGGCCGUGCUGUGUCAGGAAGCAGCAUCUCGCGUAGAAGCACAACAGAGGAGUCACAGAAUAUAUAUAUAUAUGUAUAUAUUUUAAUAUUCUGUGGGCGACAAUCGCAGACAGUCUUCAGGAGGAUGAGAAAUAAAACACACAUGCUGUAAAAGGUUAUUCUGAAAAAGAAACUACAAUGGAAAAGUCAUGGAGGUUGUGGACCAUUGCUCAAAAAUGGUUUUUAAAUUUGGCAUCGUGGUCCUGGGGGCUGUGCCGCAUCUCACUGCUGGCUCUGAUAUUAACUUUUCAUCUGUACGGUGGCUUUAUGUUACUUGCACUGAUACUUGCUUCGGUAGCAGGUAUAUUGUACAAAUUCCAAGACGUGCUGCUGUAUUUUCCCGAUCAGCCUUCCUCUUCUCGCUUGUAUGUUCCUGUGCCUACUGGGAUCCCACAUGAAAACAUCUUUGUAAAAACCAAAGACGGUGUACAUCUUAAUCUCAUCCUGCUUAGAUACACUGGUGACAAUCCAGCAUUUUCACCCACUGUUAUCUACUUCCACGGGAAUGCUGGCAACAUUGGUCACCGGAUACCCAAUGCACUGUUAAUGCUGGUCAACUUGAAGGUGAAUGUAAUACUGGUUGAUUACAGAGGUUAUGGCAAAAGUGAAGGUGAAGCAAGUGAAGAUGGGCUGUAUUUAGAUUCCGAAGCUGUGCUGGACUAUGUCAUGACCAGACCAGACAUAGAUAAAACUAAAAUCAUUUUGUUUGGCCGCUCAUUAGGAGGAGCAGUAGCUGUCCACCUGGCAUCUGAAAAUCCCCAUCGGAUCUCUGCCAUAAUGGUAGAAAAUACAUUUCUCAGCAUCCCCCACAUGGCCAGUACUUUGUUUUCUUUCUUUCCAAUGAAAUAUCUUCCACUCUGGUGCUACAAAAAUAAAUUCCUGUCCUACAAUAAAAUUGCACAAUGCAGGAUGCCUUCGCUUUUCAUCUCUGGACUGUCUGACCAGCUGAUUCCACCAGUCAUGAUGAAGCAGCUGUACGAACUUUCUCCGUCUCGGACUAAGAGGUUUGCCAUAUUUCCAGAUGGCACUCACAACGACACCUGGCAGUGCCAAGGAUACUUCACAGCCAGUGAACAAUUCAUGAAAGAACUUAUUCAAAACCAUUCUCAAGAAGAAACAAUGAUAGCAGUGUCAAAUGUAACAAUUAUAUGAUUUGGGCUUUCUGAUAAUGCAUCGUUUUGUGAAAAGUGGUAACAGAAUGUAACUUUUUAUGUGUAUUUUGUGGGGAUGAGAUUAAACUCAAAAUGCCAUUUAUGGACCUUCAUUUUUCUUCUCUAAGGUGAAGAAUGCAUGAGUGUUCCUUUCUGAUUUGAAAAGAUUUUUCAAGAGGUUUAUUUCAAGAACAGUUAUUUUUAUUAAACAACACGUACAAAUAUUACUAAAGCUUUCAUGAUUUGCUUGAAAGGUGUUUUUAAAUGACCUGAUGUUGGCUCAAAUGCUUACCUUGCUAAAAUAUUGCUUGAUCUCUCUGAUAUUAACAUUAUUUUUAUACAAAUAUCAGGAUACAUAAUAAUUCUCUGCACGUCUUCCAGGGAAUAAAACCAUACAAAAAUAAAGUAAUGCUUUUGUUUAUCUCUUAAUAAAAUAAAUUGCUGUAGUAAUGUAUUCAGCCAUUAAAACAAAAUAUUAUGUAUUUUAUGAAUACUUUUGUCUAAAGCAUUGCACAGAUUUUCUUUUCUGUUUUAUAAAAAAAGGUGUGAUUUUACAGGUGUGAUUAAGUUACUGUAUGUGGCUCAAAGAAACACAUCUAAUCUUAAUUACUCCUUCCCUCCUAAAAUCAGUUGGUCAUAAAUUUGACAUGACGAAUGCAAUUAGCAAGGAUGUUCUUGCUUUGCUCUACAGUGCAUACAAGUUUGCCAACAGGUUUGGUAGUACAUGGAAGUAAUUUAUGUACAUACUAUAAUAUUAGCUGUUUUGAAUGUGAAUUGUAGCCUUACAGAAAUAUUGUAUACUAAAAUGCCAUCACUGCUGCUGUACAGCCCCUACAGAAUUCAGAAGUGUAAGAGAACACUUCCUUAUUCUUUAUUCAUUCAACCACAAAAUUCAUCUUGUGAUAUUGAUGAAGCUUCAUUAUAUAUAUAUUUUCAUGAUUGCUGACAUUUUUUUUUUUUUUUUUUUUUUUUUUUUAAAUUUAUCACCUAGCCCCUCAUCUGAACUUUGAUUCCUGUGCACACCCAGUGCUUAGUAAGUAGUUAAGUAAACUACAAAUGAAAGUUAUGCAAUUUUUUAUAUUACGGUUGUAUUUAAAAAAAAAAAAAAAAUAUUUAUUUCAUUACACUCAGCAUUGAAAUUGCAUAUCUGUGUGGUUUGUUUUGGCAUGUACACUUAUUCUUAUUAGUUAAAAAAAAAAAAAAAAAAAAAAAAAAAAAGAUUUAUUUAAUAAACAGCCUGGCAGAAUUACAAACAAACAUCCAAUGCGUCCCUUUAAAUUUACAGUAUUGUGUAUUCUGAUUGUGUGUAGAGUAGUUCUUUACUUCUGGGUUUCAGUGUGAUUGAAGUUUAGGGAUUUCCAUUGUGUCAUAUAUUCUAAGAAACAUAACUUUUGUUGUUAUUGCCUCUUUGUAUUUAUGGUCAGUCACCAUAAAUUGUGUUCUGUGUGUAUGCUAACACAAGAGCUCUUUCACUGCAUCGAAAUCAUAAUGUGUGAUUUUUCUACUUUCUAUUUGCUGUACUGUUACAUGCAAUAAAUUAUUUAAAUGGUCUUUUGUAUCUAUUCUGAUAGUACUGCUCUUUCAUAGUUUUCAAAGAUUUUGUUAUGUUGUAAAUAUCAGACUUAUCAUUAACUGGCACCAAAUGCAUUCCCAGUAAAGAAAUACAAUUAUGAAAGCAUAUGCAUGACACUAAACGCAGUGCGCAGGUUUCUACUGUAAUUCAGGUGAAUUAAAAAAGCUGUUCAUGCCAAUCACUUAAGACUUCAAUAUUAUUUAAGUGCUCUGUAAGUAGACAGUGUAAUCAUUAUGGUUGCAGGAUCACACUGCUGGAUGUAAUUGUAAUGUAAUUCAAACUGAGUUUGAAAAAGCAACGAAUGGAAUGGUUCAUGUUGUAAGGACUUGACAGUGUUUAGAAAAUAUAUCUUAAAAUCUCUUUUGCAGGUAGUGUAGGGAAUUGAAUCCAGAGUACAAGCAGAUGCUCUCUUCUGAGUCAAUAUAAUUGGGGUAAAGGUUUUUAGUAGUAAGGAAGGCAGUUAUCCAAGUAGCGCAUCCUCUAGGUCUCUGUGUUACUGUAUAUGAUAAGUGCUUUGUUGCUUUUAAAUAUCCUGGGUU
Messenger RNA from Polyodon spathula (Mississippi paddlefish), 3503 nucleotides. Its product is annotated as protein ABHD13-like. Gene Ontology annotation, molecular function: palmitoyl-(protein) hydrolase activity. The coding region runs from base 379 to 1392 and encodes 337 amino acids. Gene Ontology annotation, cellular component: membrane. The transcript has 2 exons. The record is from RefSeq and is a predicted model, not a curated record. Lineage: Eukaryota; Metazoa; Chordata; Actinopteri; Acipenseriformes; Polyodontidae.